Cyprinodon tularosa is the source of this 2034-nucleotide messenger RNA. RefSeq names its product UDP-glucuronosyltransferase 2C1-like. The coding region runs from base 57 to 1643 and encodes 528 amino acids. The record is from RefSeq and is a predicted model, not a curated record. The transcript has 2 exons. Gene Ontology annotation, molecular function: UDP-glycosyltransferase activity. NCBI's taxonomy places the organism in Eukaryota, Metazoa, Chordata, Actinopteri, Cyprinodontiformes, Cyprinodontidae.
UUUUCAUCUAACUGGUUUGAAAAGCUCAGCUGACUUUAGCUGUCCUGCAUUGUACGAUGAAUGCAGUAUAUAGCUGCGGGGCGUUGCUCUUGCUCGUCCUCCUUCCCUGCAGUUGUGAGGGUGGCAACAUCUUGGUCUUUCCUACUGAAGGAAGCCACUGGAUAAACAUGGAAAUCCUUCUGCAAGCUCUUCACUCCAAAGGACACAAUGUCACUAUUUUAUAUCCCAGCAAAAGCUGGUACAUCAAGGAGAACUCCAUACAUUAUAGCACAAUAUCAGUCCCACUGGAAAAGAGCCUAAUAGAUAAGGAGUUUUUAAAAAAAAUCUUUAAUGAGUUCAUCAAAUUUGAGCGGGGGGACUUAUCUUUCAUCAGUUUUCUCUACAUCAAUCUAGGCAUUCUUGACAAAAUUAUUGAAAUUCACACUUCUAUUAGCGCAUUUGUUUCAACCCUGCUGGAUGACACAGAGCUGAUGAGGAAAUUAAAUGAGACCAAGUUUGAUCUGGUUCUAACUGACCCAUGCUGGGGUAAUGGAGCUAUUUUGGCCAAAUAUAUGAACCUCCCUUUAGUUUAUAAUGUUCGCUGGUUAAUGCCAGAAGAAGCUCAUUUUGCCAUUGCUCCUUCCCCCUUAUCCUACAUUCCAACCACAGGAUCUGGCAACACUGAUAUAAUGACAUUUUUUCAGAGAGUUAAAAACACCAUUCUUCAUUUAAUGACAUAUAUGCAAAGCAGGCAGAUCAUUAAGGGAGUAUACCAGCCCCUUUGUGAAAAAUACCUCGGACCUGAUUGUGACUUUGAUAUGAUAAGGAAUGAUGCUGAUAUUUGGCUGAUGAGAAGCGACUUUGUGUUCGAUUACACUCGUCCCACAAUGCCUAAUGUUGUCUACAUGGGAGGGUUCCACUGUAAACCUGCAGAGCCACUUCCUGACUAUAUGGAGGAGUUUGUGCAGAGUUCUGGAGAUCAUGGAGUCAUAAUUAUGUCCCUCUCAACAUUCGUGGAAGAACUUCCAGAAGAUCUGGUAAAUGAGAUUGCUGCAGCUUUUUCUAAGCUCCCACAGAAAGUCAUCUGGAGCUAUAAAGGCACCAAACCGUCCACUCUGGGUAACAACACUUUAGUUGUCGACUGGAUGCCACAAAAAGACCUCUUAGGACAUCCUAAAGUAAAGCUUUUUGUGGCUCAUGGAGGAACAAAUGGAGUCCAGGAGGCGCUGUGUCAUGGAGUUCCAUUGGUGGGUUUCCCAAUGGUUUUUGAUCAAUAUGACAAUCUGCUCCGCCUGGAAGUAAAAGGAGCGGCUAAAAUUCUUACGCUGAGUACAGUAGAUAAAGAUGACAACUUCCUGAAAGCGAUACAGGAAGUCCUGAAUGAACCUUCCUACAGGCUGAACAUGCAGAGACUCUCCAGGCUGCACAGAGAUCAGCCGAUGAAGCCCAUUGAAACCGCCAUCUUCUGGAUGGAGUUUGUAAUGAGACACAAAGGUGCUGCUCACCUGAAAGCUCAAUCCUACAGAAUGCCCUGGUAUAUCUACCACUCUGUAGACGUAGUCCUCUUCCUGUCAGCAGCAGUGCUGCUCAUGCUCACAGCUACCGUCAUGUUUAUCAGGUGUUUAUGGAAAGCUGUCUGUAGACGUAAAGUUAAAGCUGACUAAGGAGUAAGGAAAUGUAUGUAUAAAGAUGUUGCCUAUAGGUAAAGCUCAACAUAAAGGAAUAUUUUGAAUUUUGUAAUUCAAAUUUGGCUUUUGUUCUAAUAAUAUUUAAACACGUUAAUUUUUUUUUUUUUUUUUUUCACUUAUAUUGUAAAUAGAAAUACCCUUCAAUCAAGUGAGUAUCCUUUUGGUAAUGUUCAAUUUACAAACUUUCAAAUCUGCAAAUCAUGCAUGUUUUUAAAGGGAUUGCCAUACACAGUUAUACAAGUUAUCAAUACAACAGUUAACAAUGCAAACUGUGAAAUAUGUGGUAAAUUUGUGCAUUAUGUGUUUAAUCUCAAUACGGUCACUAAUGUACAACCAUACUCAGCAAAUAAAACAAGUUCCAAUCAGA